CAGUGUCUUUCAUCUGAUUUGGGAAAAACGAUGUGUGUUGACAACACUUUGGUAUUUUAUUGGAAUUAUUACUUGAAAGAUCACUACUACCUUGCAGCUAUUUGAUUCAAUUACACUUUCGAAUUAUAUCAGUGUAGAUGUUAUAGAUUGUAAACCGCAUUCACAGCCAAAAAUUAGCACAAGAUUGUUCAAAAAACCUUUACAGCAAUCAAAUUAGUUUUGAAAAAUUGGAUUCCGACUAAUUCCAUGUUAUUUAUUCAAUUUCUGUGUGAUACCUUGAUGAAAGAGAUGAUUUACAGUUCUUCAGGAAUUUAAUAGAUGGGAUGCUAAAAUGAAGACUUGAACAGUGGUUUAAAGUGCAUUUGUGGUUAUAACCAGUAUUAUAUAAUGACAAGAAACGACACUUUUACAGAAAACAGAACGAUGGAAGAAAACAUAUUUGUUAUGCCAUGGUGGCAACAGGGGCUAUUUAUUACCGCCUUUGUUAUACUGUUUCUGGUGGCCACAGUUGGUAAUUUAAUUGUGAUUUGGAUUGUGUUAGCCCACAAGAGAAUGAGAACAGUAACAAAUUACUUCCUUGUUAAUUUAGCAGUGGCCGAUGCUCUAAUUUCUGUCCUUAAUACAUUGUUUACAUCAACAUUUCUGAUGUAUCAAGAUUGGUGGUAUGGAUUAGUGUGGUGUAAAUUUACAACAUUUAUUUCUGUAUGUACUGUGGCAGCUAGUGUACUGACUUUAAUGGCAAUUGCGAUAGAUAGAUAUUUGGCAAUCGUUCAUCCUCUACGUCCAAGACCUACAAGUCGAGUAGUAUUAGCCAUCACCUGUAUUUGGUCUGUAUCAAUACUAUUGGCAUCGCCUAACCUGUUAUAUGGUAACGAAGUUUUCUAUGCUAAUUCUACACAGAUUACAUGUACUCUAGUCUGGCCCGAUGGUCAACCCUCAGUCAGUGAUAUAGAUUUAUGGUACAAUGUUGUUGUCAUCAUAGUGUCCUAUGUUGUUCCAAUGUUAAUCCUUAUAAUAACAUAUACUCGCGUUGGAAUUGAGCUGUGGGGACAGAAGGCUAUCGGCGAAAAUACACAUGUACAGUAUGACCGUAUUCAGUCAAAGCGAAGGGUUGUAAAAAUGAUGAUAUUUGUGGUGAUAGUAUUUGGUAUUUGCUGGCUGCCAUACCACUUGUAUUUCUUGAUUGUCUCUGCAAUAAAGGAAAUAUCUCUCAACAGAUAUAUGCAACAGGUUUACCUAGUGAUAUAUUGGAUAGCAAUGAGCAACUCCAUGUACAAUCCUAUCAUUUACUGCUGGAUGAACAACAGAUUCAGACAAGGGUUUGUUGAGGUGUUUUGUUCCUGUCCGUGCAGGCCUUGUAAAAGACUGAAACAGAAACAUGGCCAUGAAAACACUUUUACAGCUGUUGGAACUUAUGCAAUGACAGAAAAAUAUCAGGAAAGGAAUGGGUCUGUUCUGCAAUCUGUAACAUACUACAAUGGAAAUCAGACUAAGAAAAAUGGUACAGAAAAAUUGGAAUGUUUCAGUGACGAUGAAUAUUGCUUGUGAAGAGAACUGUGUAAUUAUUUUGUAUAUUCUAUGUGAGAUCAUUAUUAAAUUAUACCAAUUAUUUUUUUUAAAAAUAAAGUGAUCCGA
This is a messenger RNA of Mytilus trossulus (common blue mussel), 1635 nucleotides long. Its product is annotated as tachykinin-like peptides receptor 99D. The record is from RefSeq and is a predicted model, not a curated record. Gene Ontology annotation, biological process: G protein-coupled receptor signaling pathway. The transcript has 5 exons. NCBI's taxonomy places the organism in Eukaryota, Metazoa, Mollusca, Bivalvia, Mytilida, Mytilidae. Gene Ontology annotation, molecular function: tachykinin receptor activity. The coding region runs from base 388 to 1548 and encodes 386 amino acids. Gene Ontology annotation, cellular component: plasma membrane.